This is a messenger RNA of Polistes canadensis, 2314 nucleotides long. RefSeq names its product pyruvate kinase-like. The record is from RefSeq and is a predicted model, not a curated record. Bases 1 to 1677 code for a protein of 558 amino acids. Gene Ontology annotation, biological process: glycolytic process. Gene Ontology annotation, molecular function: potassium ion binding; pyruvate kinase activity; magnesium ion binding. The transcript is spliced from 8 exons. NCBI's taxonomy places the organism in Eukaryota, Metazoa, Arthropoda, Insecta, Hymenoptera, Vespidae. Gene Ontology annotation, cellular component: cytoplasm.
AUGCCAUUCGAUGAUGAGGUGUCGCACGAAAAUCAAUUAAAUGCAGCUUACGAAAAAAAUCGAUUAAAUCAUUGCAUGCAAUUAAAUGUUGAUUCGAGCCCAAGAUCUGUUAAACUUACAGGUGUAAUGGUUACAAUGGGAAUCCUAUUUUUAUUGAUAUUGUUUCUCUGUAAAAAAAUAUUACAAAAAUUAGGUGUUACAAAUUCCUAUCCAUCGGCAAUUGCGGAAAUCAGUAAAGCCGGAGCAAAUAUAGUUCGUUUGAACUUUUCUCAUCAAACAGACAAAUGGCAUGUUAUUACAAUAAGAUCCAUCAGAGAGGCUGGAAAUAUUUUAUACAAUUGCGAGCGCAGAAUUUGUCCCAUUGCUGUGGCGGUCAAUCUCAGUGGUCCUGAGAUACGUACCGGAAUUUUUCGUGGUGAUCCAUUAUCCAUGGAUCAUGCUGUAUUGGUAGAAGGUAACGCUGUACGUUUAUUGACGGAUGAUAGAAUCCAACGAGCGGGAACUUCUUCCUGCUUUUGGGUCUCGUGUCAAGAAUUAAAAAGGGUUUGUCAGAUAGGAGACAGAAUUUCAAUCGAUCGUGGCACCGUAUUAUUAAAAGUAACUUGUAUCGGUAGUACCGGAGUUACCUGUAAAGUUUUAAAAGGUGGCAUUAUCGGAAAUGAAAAGACAAUUCAACUUUUAGACAGUAUUAUUUCUUUUCCAAUGGUUUCGGAAAAAGAUAAGGAAGAUAUUAAACUCGCAUCGAAUCUCAAAUGCGAUUUUAUUAUUAUCAAUCAUUCGCGUAGCGGUAAAAUGAUUUGUUUGAUAAAAAAUGAAAUAAAGAAAACAGACAGUAGUUGGAUGCGAGUUAUGGCGAAAAUCUGUUCGAGGCAAGGUUUACAAAAUUUCGAUGAAAUAUUAAAAGAAGCCGAUGGUAUAAUAUUCGAAAGGAUUGGUGUGGCUCUUGAUAUAGGAAAAGAGAAAUUAUUUCUCGCGCAAAAGUCUGUAAUAGCUAAAUGUAACAAGGUCGGAAAACCUGUCGUUGUAAUUUUCCAUCCUAAAUUGAAGGAAAGACCAAAAAUUAAUAAAGAAUUAAUAGCUAAUGCGGUCUUAGACGGAGCGGAUACAAUUUGCUUGGCUACAGGAAAUUUAAACUUGAAGGAUACAUUGGAGUUAAUUAAAGAUGCUCAUGUCGUAUGCAGAGAAGCGGAAAGUGCACGAUGGCAAAGAGAAAUUUUCGAUACUUUUAGUAAUAUGACAAUGAUACCAUUGGACAUAGCACAUUCGAUUGCUAUUGGCGCCAUUCAGACGUCCUUGAAAUGUAAUGCAGCUGCCAUCAUCAUCACGACUACAACUGGACGAAGUGCCGUGUUGCUUUCGAUAUAUCGACCAAGAUGUCCUAUCAUCGCUGUAACACGUUUUGGUUUCGUUGCACGAUUUUUACAAAUUUAUUUUGCCAUACAUUCGGUUCAUUACAAGGCACCACCUUUAACCAAUUGGCUGAAAGAUAUAAACGUACGCGUAAAAGCUGGCAUGAAUUAUUUAAAAGAAAAUAAUUACAUCAAAGUUGGCGACGCGAUAGUGGUAGUUGGACCGUCCCAACAAAAUGGUGCAGGAUUUACAAAUUCUAUACGUCUGGUCUAUGUUUCACCUGAUCUUAAUAAAUCCAUGCCGAUUAAUCCAACGGAAGCUGAAUAAUUAUGAAUAGCAAAAAUCGUAUUCGAAGAUGAGCAACCAAAACAAAAUGUUUAAUCUAUUUUAACCGGUAUUACUUUUUCAACCCUGAGGCAAAUAAACGCUAGAGAGAAUAUAAAAGAUCAAGAAAAGAAAAAAGAAAAAGAAAAAAGAAAAGAAAAUGUACAUUGAGAAAGUCCUUUCAUUGACACAACCGUGAACGUCCAAUGAACAGAUGGUUAUGUCGUGUUGUACUACCUAGCAAUGUCCGUUAUCUCGUCACUGAUUAGGUUCUACAUACGCCUCGCAAAACGAAGGACAAAGUUCAUACGAGGUAGAUAAAACCGAUCGUGUUGGAGGUCGGUUUCUGGUAUACGUUCAAAGUGCUAUCGGUAUCUUUUUGUCGUCGGUCAUCAAUCGAGACACAAGGUGGAUUUUUCACGUCAUCACGGAUGAACAUCAAACUACGUGGAGUAAUAGGAGUACAAUUACUAGACUUAUUUAACGUAAUAUCUAAGGUGUUUACAUACUAAAUGAAUAUAUUCUUAUUAACACACGUUUAUUGACCGAUCACGCACGUAUUUCGUAUAUGCAAGCAAUUUAUGCAAUUAUUAAAAUAUAUUAUUGUACCACUAUAUUUUUCCAUAAUGUUUUCUUAUAU